AAUGAGAGUCCUUACGCAGGUUCCUCUGCUAUUUUCUGAGGUCAUAUGACUUGAGCACCCUGCCUAGGUAAUGCUCAGAUGUUGAUGCACUUUCCAAGCUAGUGUGGUUAUUCUGCUAGGUCUGUGCAGAACGUGGUUUAUCUCAUCACAGGGAUGAGUCUUUCUUCACAGCAACUUGCUCUCACCAACGUUGGUAGCAAUCAGAUCAGCAUCACAAGGGAUCUUACUGAUGCCGGCCACCUUUGCUGUGAGGUUCAGUCAUCUGGAUGUGUGAUAUCUAUAAGAAUGGAUGGGUGGCUCAGAUUUUCCCUCCUGUUUCCAAAAUCUUGGUCUUGAAGCACAGUUUACUUGGAAUGGGAACUCAGUAAAUUACAUGAAGCAAAACAAAUGAAUGGAAGCUUUCCAACAUGCUGUACUGGGAAGUGUGAAGGUUUUCUAUCUUCCGUGUGGGCUUAGCUCAAUGAUUUGACUGCAGAGAGCAGAUCCACUAGGAGUAAACUCCUUCACUGGAAAUCACACUUCUGUUGCAAUUUAGCCUCUUUGUGCUGUAAAUCUGCUUUUGGUUCUGCGCUCUGGUUUGGGGGAAUGCUGAAAUCAGUGGAUAAAAUGCUUGCCUAAGUUUCAUUAUGGUCAAUGAGUCUUAUAUAUAGAUUGUGCCAACAAAGGGAAGAAUUAAAUAUGUUUGAUAAGGACUUUUUAGUAAGAAGUGAAGGAAAUAAAUGCUGGAAAGUAAUUCUUUCUCCAUGCUUCUGAUUAUCUUAAAUAUUCACAAUUAUGAUUUUUUUUGUUGUUGUUGUUUUAAAAAUAAUGCUAGCACUUCUGCUCAUCCUUCUUGAUGGAUGAUAAAAUAUUUAAAUCUGAAGUAAUUUUAUAAAGCUGCUUCAUCAGAGCUUAUUUGUUUAUUACAGUGUUCAUGAUUGUUGUGUAAAUAAGAUGAGGGAGCUAUUUCUGGCUUCUGCCUGCUUGUGCUCAGAAGGAGUCACAAGAUGUGUACACCAAGAUUGUGACUGAGUGCAGCUGGAGCUCCUGAUAUGUUGCAUUUCUGUGAGCUGUAUGAGUGGAUAAUUACCAAGUAGAGGGUCAAAGAUGAAGCCUCUUGUGGAGUGAUGGGCUGAAUGGCCUAUUUCUGAUUGCAGCAGUCAGCCCUGCAAUAAGGUGAUGAAAACUGUCUCAUCCUUUUCAUGUGCAUUGAUCACGGAGCUUCACUUCUGGCAGUCUUACUGUGGCUUCUGCCUGAGCCUCUUUCCUUCUUCUGUUUUGCCAUAGACUGGAAAAGCUGCUCUGAAACAUAGGCUUUGUUCUUAAUCAAGGCAUACAGGACUUUCUUUUGCUUAUUAUUUUUUCAACCCUAGUGUAGCUGGUGCAGAUGACUUGUCCUUGUGACACAGGGGCAACAGAGCUCCCUUGCUGUACUGUGAGGUCAGUGCUAUUUCUCUGUGGCUGGCCUUAAUGAAUUGUCUGCACUGAAAAUGAUGCAAACUCAGUUCUACGGUUCUAAGUUAAUGAAAAUAAUCAGGCAGGAACCCUGUGCAUGUCAGUUGCAUGUGUAUGUUGGCAGAGGCUUUCUGUUUUCUGUGUACAAUCAGAGUGUAAGGCAAGCGCAUUAUUUAUCUUGUGAUAACAAAAAUGUGUACACCUGUUUUUUAGGAGCAAAGGAGAUAGUGGACUGCAGACAAGGUGAAAUCAAGUAAGAGAUUUGCUAGAUUCAUAGUGCAGGAGCAGGUGAAUCUGAGGUGGGCUUGCUCUCGUUAUUAAAAGUGCCUAGUAAGAAGACAGGUGGGAGAAAAAAAAAUUGCUCGUAAGAGCUUUAUUCCACUUUGCCCUGGGCAAAACAUUUUAUUUUGCUAACUAUAUUUUCUUAACUUCUCCAAGUUGGAUUCAUUUCAAGUCCCUUGGCAUGGCUGUCAUCUUGUGUUUGCUGAAGUCAUGACUUCAGCAGGGGAGGUGUGGGCCAGCUUUGGUGACCUGUAAGCAAAGCCAGCUAUAGAAAUACUACUUAUUUAAUUGAACUAGAGCUGUAAAGCCCGGGCAGUCUAGAUGCACAGUGUGCCGUGGAUCUAUAUUAACAAACAUAAGGCAGGUGGGAGCCUUCUGCUAGAGAGAUGGGUGUGGAGAUGUUGCUGAGGGCCUUGGCUUUCAUCUUGCAUAUUGUGCGGUUGAUGUCAGGAGCCUGUUCCAGCCGGAGCUUGAAAUCAAUGCUUUGGGUUUAUUUUCCUGCCUCAAAGGAUGUUAGCAGACUGUUUUAUUAAUGAUAUGACUGUUACAUGCUGAAUGGGCACAGCUGACUAACAUAGGCAGUAGAAAUCAAAAAAGGGAGACUGAAAAUCUGUUGCUUCCUGUUACUGUCCAACCCUCUUCUCUUUGAGGACUAAAGACACCAGCACAGUUUACAGAGCAGAGCCCUUCUUUGUAAGAGGUUUACAUAAGUGCAGAGCUGUGAGAAAGCUGGUCCUUUCUGAUAAAGGGAAAUAGUCUGCUACUGGGAGAAACAAGUAGGCAAUAUGAAAAGAUUUUUGUGUGCUCAUUUGUGCAGAUAUUAUUUUUUUUGUACACCUUGCUGUCCCUCUCUCUUCUGAAGUUUACACUCUUUGAUGAUAGAUAAUAGAAACAUUUGAAAGGAGUGAAAGUCAUUUUCCCUUUAUUAAUUAUCCUCAAUAUCUUUAUUCAUAUAUUUCCUGACUCCUCAUACAGGAGUUCAUCACCCAAUAAUAUGUUUAAACCAUGUAACAGUCACAGUAUAAAUCUUUUUUGUUUUCUCACUAGCUGUGGGAGUAGAAAAUAAAUGCAAAUAUCCACAAAGCAUUCAUGUUUAAUUUUUAUUUGGAAGAUGAGACACUGCUAGCAAAGUUGAUUAGAUAUUAAAGGAUUUUUUAAACCUUUUAGAGAAAAUUCAAAACAUCUGUACCUGAAGUGCUCUUCUGAGUGCUGUUUUUUAUUAGCUCCACAGGAUUUAUCCCAGUCUUCCCUGGUAGCCAAGAUGAUGUAGUGAAUUGGGUGAGCCAGAAUUCCUCUGGGCUACGUCAAGGGAAGUGACCAAACACCCAAAUAUCUUUUUUCUGUGGGAAGACUGUCACCCAGGUAGGUUAAAUACAUAAUGAAGGAUGAGGAAGAGAAAUGAGGGGAAGCAGACUUCUGUUUUAUCCUCAGUAGUAGAGUGACAAACAGCAUUGCAAGCCUCCUGUUUGAAGACUUGUUUGAAGACUUGUCAGGGCUUCCUAGCUUACCUGUUGAAGGAAGGCAGUAAUGACCAUAUGAAAGGCAGAUAAUGUAAAGUACUGUAAUAGGUGUAGGCGUCCAACCUUUUCAUAUUUUUUCUUAACUUAAAUACCAGAAUUGAAGGAUAAGAGAAAUUAGUGGUCUUAAAUGACCUGUGAACAAAGUGCAGCUAAUGGUGAUUGAAGGGGAAGCGCAAGUGCAGAGGGAAUUGUAGAUACAACGUCUGAGUGAAAUUCUAAACAAAACUGUGUUCACGUGAUUUCUUUCUGUGUGUGUGACCAUGAAAGUUCUUCAAAAGUUCAGCUGUUUUCUACCUCUUUCCCUCAAAUUUCUUACUGGGAAAGAAAUUAUGAAAAAUGCAUUGGAGGGUGAAGAGAAGGAAAAGCAAGCAUUCCAGAUGGAAGUGUGCCAUGUGGCUCCUUCCCUCUAUCAUUUUUCUGCUGUGAUACUGGACAUAAGUCAGUUUGCAGCCCUUGACCUCUGACAAGAUAUAAGAGAAUUCAUCACUCUAGGAUAUACCAUCAUAGUUAUUUUUUUCUCUGAAGAACAUCAACAUCAGUCACAGUAUUUUCACGUUGUUCCAAGUAAUCUCGGACACGUUUGCCCUCUGCAUGUAGAAGUCUUCCAGGACUUUUUUGAAAACCUUUGAAGACAUGAGCCAUCUCACAAAGGCUUAUUUAAAAACUUGCUUGUUAGACACUCUACUGUCAUCUUUUAAGUUUAAGAAAUGUUUCAAGAAAGCUUUUCUAACUCAAAUACCUCGAAGACGCUUUGUUUUUUUAAGUGCUCCUUUUAUUAUAUGCUGAAGGGAACGGCCUUCUGUGGUACAUAACUGGACUGCUGAUUUUCUGAUUCAGAUUCAAACACGUACUUUUAUCCCAAAGUGUUUCCUGUGCUGUGACCGAGGCUUGGACAGCCAGCUAUAUCUGAGGCCAUUUACUCAACCAAGGUCACCUGGUGAGAACUGUUCUGGAAACCCCUUUGUGUAGACUCCAAUUUGUUUCCUUUUUUUUAAUUGGAGAAUUUUAUCUGCUGAAGGACCCAAAUUCUCUUCUCUGCUCUGCUGUAACCCCCACGCCACGGAGAAGAGCCCCUUCCAAGAAGGAAUAAACCCUCUGCUCUGCCCUAUUCAAACCCAAGGGCUGCCUUUGUGCCGCAGCUUUCAGAUUCCAAAGGCAUAUUUGGUUGGCGGCUCUGCUGGAUGCACAAAGGGUCAGUGCACUAAUAGGAUACAGCACUGGGAAAGGACGGGGCUUUAAGAGGCUCUUUGGAGAUUUGAUGCCCUGUGUGAAAGAGGUCAGCAAUACUGCAGCAACAAUUUUAAUUUACUCCUGGAAAAAAAAGGGCACUAUAAAAAGGGGAAGGACAUUCAAAAUAAGGGGGCCUUUAAAUCCUCCUAUACUGAUGAUCCUAACUCCAAAUCCAUCCACUGCUGAUGAACCUAGCCAAUGCCUUUAUAGGACUUAGGAGCACAUUUAUUCAUGUUGAUGGCUUCCCCCACCCCCUACCAAUGUGUAGCAGCUUCUUAUUGUGUGCAUUUACUUCAGAGAUGUUGGGAGGGGGGCUGGUGACUUCUUUACAAGAGACUUCAGUCUGCACCUGUUCAAGGGCACUCUCAUGUUGAUGCUCUGCAUAGCAGAAAACAAACCAGUCACUUUGCAGUGGCACAUUGAUGGCUUAUGCCUCCUUGGAAAAGGGAAUUGACACUGGUGCUGUGGGAAACUGAAAAGAACUAUUUUGACAGUCUUUGUUGAUCUGUAUAUGGCUGAAAGCUGUGAGUCACUGGAGCCUGUAUCCAAACAUAACUUACACAUUUGUAAUAGAUAUUAGCAAUGCUUACAUGAAUUUGUGCAGAAAACAAAUCUGACAUGUUCUUGGUCCACUUUCUUCCUUCCCAGAAUAUAAAAAAGCAAUGGGCAAUAUUGAACAUUAUGCUUCAGUGACAAGGUAAGGCUUUGGGAGAUUUUGUUUUUGAGUGGAUGAUUUGAAUAUAGUUUCUAAAAGAGGAUUUAUUUUUUCAUUUGCAGGUAUCUUUCUGGACUUACAGGUUGUUUGGGCUAUCAAGCAGCAACUACAUCAUGGUCGUGUAUAAGAGGGUUUAGCUUAAAUCUUUCAAAAAGAGGAAUAGGACUGCCCAUUAUUUCAAAUAAUCCAGUGUAGUGAAAUCCACUUGAAAGUGAUGGGCAGCAGAAUGCUCACUGAAGAGAAAGGAAGACAUCAUUCUUGCUGUGGUGCUGAAGAGGUGGAAGGGUUAGUGGUGGCUGAUCUCUGGCCUCACUCGUAGAUGUGGUCCUCUCAAAGACAAAUUCCUCCCAUACGAGGGAAGCUUGUCAGGGAAGUCUGCUGAUCGUGGAAGUAGAAGAGAGGGACUUUCUUGGUGGUGUGCUGUAACCUUGGGAGAAACUGGAUAUAGUAGCAUCUUCUUUUUUCACUACUGUGAGGUGAAGUCCUAUGGAAACAGAUCAUGGAUCGCCAUAAGGAUACGUAUCACCUAGGAAUCCUUGGAUUCCUUGGAAAGGGCAAGACAAGAUGCUCUUCUAAGUCAGUGCGACUAAUACCACCUGGGAUUUCUGGGAGCUCCUGCAGAGGCCCAUCGUGGCUGCCGUAUGCCCAUUCUGAUGGACUCUGUGAGGAUCCAUAUCAAGCCGUGCUGGAGAAGAAAGCCUCCAGCAACUGCCAUGGCACUGGCAAGGCUGUUGCUGACUGGUUGCACAGUGCUGAGCGCCUUCCUGGUCAAACCAGUGUCCUUCAUGCCUGUCUUGGACUUGCAGUCAGUGUUCUCAGUGGAAAUGAUUGUAACAGGAAGAAUUCUUCCAGGAAAGACUCAGAGGUGGAAGAGGAGACAAAAACAAGCUCGGCAAGUUCUGGUAAUGAGCAGUUGGUGCUGACUGGGAUCUGUCUGGCUUCGGAGCAGAAAGUCCACAUGCGAAGGAAGCAGAGAUGGUGGAGCAGUCUUUGGAUUUUAGGAAUGGUCCUUUUGGGUCUGGAUCAAAGGCUUCCAGCCAAACAGCAUCAGGAAGCUUUGGCUGCUGCUGCUUCUGCAGUAGUUGUUUCCUGUGAUAGGGGGCAAGGCAUACACAAAGCAUCUGGUGCAUCCCAUCUGUGUGGGAGGGGAAGAAAGUUGCCCCAUGGCUGCCAGGCCAGUAUGCUUUGGCAUACAUAGAGGUGUAAAAAAUUUUGCUCUUGAAACUUCAAUAUUUUGGGUCUUGCUUAACCUCUGCGUUCCAAAUUCAACAGUAUCCUCAGUGAUUGCACUAUGAUUGUUGGUAAGUAAAAUAUCUGUAACAGGGGAAACAGAUGUAAUUUCCAAUCACUUUGCCAUUUAAAAAAUGCUAGUAUCCCAUCUGAAAAAUAUUUAUUGAAUGUAAUGAGGAAGAAAGCAGUGGGGAAAUUAAGUAGGGGACUAUAAAAAUUACUCUAUAUUCUGAGACAGAGUAAUACAGACUUCUUUAUUGAACUUUCAAACCAUCCUACAGAGUUUGACAGAGAACAGAGCUUUCUUUAGGUUAUGUUCUAACUCCUGUACUGUGUCAUCAUUGUUCUCCAUUUAGUAUUUUUUAUUUUUUGUUUUUGUUUUCAAAGAAAUUGUCUACUACAGCAUCAAGAAAAUAUGAUAACAAAUCGCCUCUCUUCUCUUUUAAUUGUACUGCAAAAAUCUCCGGGUUCCUGCAACCAUGCUUAGCUCAUGUGGAAGCAGGUAUAAACAGUGAGUUCAGUGGAAACUGUAUGCACUAUAGUACGAGUCAGCCAGCUUAUCAAAAAUAACUUCUGAAAUGUCUUAAUAUUGAAGCUUAUAUGGAACUAGCAUGUUUUGAUUUUCUCAGUUUUACAUCACUGCUUAUCAAGCAAUGGCAUCAGGUGACCAUCAGGCUUGAGUCAGAACAGGAAUGCAAAUCUGGGUCUCCAAUAUCAAAAGCCAAUGCGUCAACCACUGGAAUAACGUGUGUUUACAGUUACAAUAAACCCCCUGGUAAGAUAUCUAGGAUCAAAUUAGAAAUACCUCAGCAACAUGAGAAAAAUAUCUCAAUGGUAAAGGGUCUAGUUUGUUUUAAGAAUGUUCUGGGAUAACUUGAUCUUUAUGAUAGGUAUUUGGUAUCGUAUUCUGUAUCCUCCAUUUGCAUGCCCAGUUGGACCUUGCAUAGCCUAGCACUUCAGCCUAGCACUUCAGCCUAGCGCAGCCUAGAUCUUUUGUACUUCUUGUUUCUUUUUUGAGACUAAUGCUCCAUGUUCAUGGAUGUCAGAUGUUCACAUCCUUCUUUCACAGCAGGUGUGUCCCUAACAUGCCUGCUGGACUUGGACUUUUUAAGGCUUGCCACCAGAGUUUGGGUUGGUGUCUGCCUGGAAUUACAUUCUCUCUGAAGAAAAUGCCCUAUUUGUUGGCCCAUGCUAUUAGGGACCUUCUUGGUGAUCUUGAUGAAAAACAACUCAAACUUCACAGUGUUGCCAUUCAGGCCAAAUCACAGGCAUUAUGAAGUUUCUAUCCAAAACCAUUCUUUGAGAACAGCAGAAAAACUGUUUUUUUCUGGGUGCGGUCCACAACAGCAUUGACUGGAAACAAUCACUUUUUGAUGGAGAACACCUUAAAAGGUGUAAUGACUGGCAAAUCUAGCAAGUUGUCUUCCCCAAGACAGCACAGUAUGGACCAAGCAGGAGUCUGGAGUACAACAAAGUCAAAGCACAAAUCCUGUGGGUGACCAGUAAGAAUGCCGAAAGUGAUAAUGGACUCUUUGGGGCAACAGCAGUGCCAGAAACUGGAUAUGUCUCAAAAUAAAAGCAUUGUGCUGUUAUACGUUGGGUAUUUUACAGGACAGAAAUGGAAUAGGCCCUUUAUCUAAGGACUGUUAUUUAUUUACCUUCAAGAGUUGCAACAGGCUUUGAGCAACAGAGGAACAAGGACUUGAAAAGGAAUCUUCGGAACAGAAAGAGCCUGGCUCCUGCAUGUUUCUUUGCUACCCUUUACAUGUGGAAAGAUCAGGAUCACAAGUCUCUGCAAGCUGACCAUGUGUAUUUCAGCUGCAUCCUAUUUAGGAUUGUGAGGCUUUAUUGCUGGUUCCCAGGAAUACUGGCAAGUGAACAAGGUGUGAUUUUCACUGCACAGUCAUUUGUCAUGACCCCAAAAUGCAAUGGUUUGCAGGUGUGUGGUUCUGUGGAUGAAAUGGGCUAGCAGUGCCUUAUACUACAGAGCCCUUUUCUUGACACAACAGUUUUUCAUGCUGCUUUUUUGGCUUGGGAUCCAUCCUAGUCCCCUUUACUCUAGGAAGCUUAUGUCUUCCUGUCUAACUAUGCUAUGGGAAGCUCAAGAUAGCAAACACAGACACUAUCAUUAAUUCCAAUCAUUGCUUAUUAAAUUAUAAAAAAAAAAAGCAGAAAUGCAUACCAAGACAGACCUUCAUCACCAUCCUCUACACUUCCUUGGAGGGGUUUUCAUCAAUCAAACACUAUAUCUCUGGCAAGACAUCAAGAGUGAUAAGUUUGAACUUCUGCUCGGAAAAGUGAAUCCACACUCCUUACUUGCUAUGUUUCCUGGGAGAGCAGGCUUCCUGGAUGUUACACAGAAUCACUGAUGUGGCAUUGGACUUACCCUUGCCCAUACCUUCAGCCUGUAUUAUCCAUAGUAAUGCCAAGGGGACUUGGCUAAAUAAAUAAAUGAUUUCUUUUGGCCUA
Molecule: messenger RNA, 8880 nt
Organism: Meleagris gallopavo (turkey)
Lineage: Eukaryota; Metazoa; Chordata; Aves; Galliformes; Phasianidae
Source: RefSeq, a predicted model, not a curated record